ACAACGACGUCUGUUGAAGCUAUAACACGCGAUCGGCAAUCAAUCUCGGAUACGUUCGCCUUAGUGUACUCUCUCGCUCUCUUUGUGUUUUCAAAUAGGUACAAAUCAAAACAAACAUCGAAGAUCAUCACGGUUAGUGUUUGUGUUUUCUUCGACUUCGUUUUUGGGAAGAUGUAUUGCUAUUUAAGUUGUCAAAAAUACGAAGGGAUCAAUCGAUUCGCUUUGAAGUGAUCUCUGAAGAAAUCUAAAAAAAGUUGUUUUCUUGAAAGACCUAAAAUUAAAUAUUAUUAUUGUUGUUAUGAAUAUCAUGAAAGUGCGAAAAAAUAAAUGAAUCAAAGUACCAAAAAUUGUCGGAUUUACGGUUGAUUGAGUUUUGGUUCUACAGUAAACGGUUCUAGUUGAAACUCGCAUGAGAAUAACAAAAAUAAAAAGCGGUUUAAUUAUCAAGAGUUAAAUGAGACCUCAAACGCUUCAGUCGACGAUAAUAAUACUCCGCAGAAAAAAAAAAUCAAACAGAUAAAAGAAAACAAAAACCGAAAAAGAGCAACCAAAAGCAACAACAACAUAAAUGAAAACUAGAUGUUAACUCAUAUCGGCAUUAGCUGCUGAUUAAAACACGAUUAACAAUCGGGUAACAAAACAAGUUAAACAGAAAAUACCAACCCCACAGCUGGGCGUUAGUAAGAAAUAAACGAAUGCAAUAACAAUUUGCCGAAUUUAAACGUGCAUGUGCCUCUUUCAGCACAAAAAUAGUUGAAUAUCUUGCGCAUCGCUUUUAUUAAAAAGUGAAAAAAAGAAACAAAAAUUGAAAGAUCAACAAGUUAUUUGAAUGUAAACAACCCAUAGCGGGUUCGGCAUUUUCAACAACUACCUUUGGAAUUGUUCCAGUAUUCAUCUGUAAAUAUGUGCCGCUGCUGUCAAAAUUGCUGGGAAGAUUUUUAUUGGAAUUGUUUCGAGGAAAAAUUUUGCUACGAUGAAACAAUUGCCAAUUAUAAUCCAGACGAUGAUGAAGAAUAUCUUGCCUCAAAAAAGAAUGGCAGUGUACUGGGGCGUAUACAGCCAGCGGACAACAACAAUGUAACAGUGCCCUCAAUCAUUAUUGAUCAGCCGUUGCGCAGGGGGCAUUCAUCGGGAUUAUUCAGUAAUGCCAAAAUUCACGAAGAAGAUUAUCGACGAGAAACGCAGACAAAUGUACCCAUGCUGGGACCUGAGAUACUUGCUGUCUUUGCCAAUUCGCAGAUAUUCCAGGAUCAUCAACCGACCAAAUUGAAUCGUAUCAGCACGAAACCGAAUUUGGCUGGAAUACACUCACCGAAACGGGAAAUGCCCACCACACCCAAGGAGUCCGAUCAAGAUCGUCUGCUGCGUCGCUUGGAAGCUAAUUUGGGUAAAGGCGACACCCUGGAUUCUCCUGUUAAGGAUGAUAGGACCGUUACCGAUACUAAAGAUGCAUCUCCAGAGCGACGUAUAACAUUUACCAUAAGUAGCGAUUCUUCGCCGGAGGGCAGCAUGACAUUGUCACCGAAAAAAUUCGAUGCAAUUGCCGAAGAAGAUACUCCGACAGUGCAUGGUGCUGACAAUGAACAAACUGAAAAAGAGGACGAAGUUAUUCUCAGACCACGUCUCAUCGACAGACAUCCUCAUCUGAUGCCACCAUCUGGCAUCUCUAGUACACCACGUAAUAAAAUACUGCGCAGCGCUAAAAGUGUGCCACACUUUAAUGUUCGUCCAGCGGCUAGCGAAACAGAUAUUUUUGCCAUUACCGGUUCGGGUAACACUAUUAGUAUGACACCAGAAGUUCCGUCCAUAUCCUUUAGCAAUUUGCCCAAACAUUAUGAAGACACUCCAACAAUUGAAAAAUAUCGCGUCUCACAAUCGUUGUACUCCAUUCAAACAGCUAAUGCUGCACGCGCUGAAGAUUAUUCAAUGCCACGUUACUUCCGCAAGUCGGCCAUGAUAACGGCCAGCAGUGAAGUCUUAUCUGGAACGGGUACAAUGACAACGCCCUCGGCAUCUUCUUCGCGCGAAGAAGUCCGACGUCCCGAAAAAGAGAAGAGUAAACGCUUGCAAAUGCUAAGAGGAGCCUUGCCACCGUUACUUAUACAUUCCGUGUCAUUCCGCAAGACCCGUGAUGAGGGUAAACAAGUGGAUUAAUUAAUUGAAAAAAGUAUUUCCAUUGCAAUACUUACAUUUGUAUGCAACUAAUUUAUGAAAAGUAUUUUCGUAUUAUUUUUGAGAGCAUUUUGAACAUUCUUAAGUUUUUUUUUAUUGUAAACAAGAAAACUUAAAUAUAUUUUUCUUAUAUUGUUAAAUCGCAUAUUCUUUUUAAACAUAUUUAUCACGAAUUGAGUUCGUUUGAAUUAAUAUUCGUUACAGUAUUUAAUGUAAAUAUAUAUUUUGAAAAUAAAUUUUUAAAUGAAAA
This is a messenger RNA of Musca domestica (house fly), 2422 nucleotides long. RefSeq lists its product as uncharacterized. The transcript has 6 exons. The coding region runs from base 904 to 2154 and encodes 416 amino acids. NCBI's taxonomy places the organism in Eukaryota, Metazoa, Arthropoda, Insecta, Diptera, Muscidae. The record is from RefSeq and is a predicted model, not a curated record.